This is a messenger RNA of Arctia plantaginis, 423 nucleotides long. The record is from the annotation of a GenBank genome assembly. NCBI's taxonomy places the organism in Eukaryota, Metazoa, Arthropoda, Insecta, Lepidoptera, Erebidae.
AUGCGUGAAAAUUGUGAUCCAAUUUCAAUUGAAAAUUUUGAAUGUGUAACCCGACAGAAUAAUCGAUCAGAUUCUGAAACAAACACAGCAGGUGGAGUGGCAAUUUAUAGAAACUUAUCAUCGACAUCCACGGCCAAAAUUCUCAAAGUUGAUCUGUCGGAUACAACCCGCCUUAUUAGAAACACUGGUGUCGUUUGCUUGGCAGAAGUUACAUGCUUCACCGCUGAUACCACGUUUAAAAUGGUUCUUGGCGCAGUUUAUAUUCAUCCUGGAGCAAGUAUCUCUAACAACAGUGUUCUGCUGCAUCAAGCACUAUUUCCGUAUGUUUACAACAGCCAGUAUGUACAUCCUAUCAUGGAAGUUGAUACCGAUGUACCAAUUCUUCUUUGUGGCGACUUCAACACAAACUUGAAAAAUGACUAA